Molecule: messenger RNA, 2882 nt
Organism: Anopheles coustani
Lineage: Eukaryota; Metazoa; Arthropoda; Insecta; Diptera; Culicidae
Exons: 7
Coding region: 1-2877 (958 amino acids)
Molecular function (GO): protein binding
Source: RefSeq, a predicted model, not a curated record
AUGCGCGUGAAAACGUUGAGACAGAUCAAAAACCAGCGUGGAAACCGAAACCACCACAGCGUCGGAGUUGGCGGAGGCGUCGGUCACCAUAACCAAAAUGUUGCAGUCACUGGUAUGAUUGAUGCCCGAUACCUUUCCCCCGAUAGACUGAACGCCCUAGCGGACUGCAUGAAUCCACCGUACAGGAUGCCACCACAACCGCUCGGUGCGUACGGUAUGCAGCACGAACACCACUCCAGCAUACCGGGGACGGCCUCGACCGAGGUACACGUCUUGAACACUCCGCUGCGGACACAUUCCUCCAAAUUUCCUAUUGAACGAGAGUUGAUAUUAUCAUCAAACAAAAACUCCUCCAAAAUACCACUCAUGCAGGACAAUCGUAACACCAGCAUUCCAGCACUGCUUAAUAGAUCCUCGACCUCUGCCAUUGGGCCGGAUCUUCCGGUAAAGCAGACACAGGCAUGGAAUCAACCUCAAAUGGACGUGCUACAUUCUUCAAUGUCUGGUUCGAUGCCACGCACGAUCGUACGCUUUCCAGAGGAUGUGACGGCGCUCGCCGACAGAGAGGGUGGCGUGGGCCGGGAGAAGGAUGCGACGACGGUAAAGAAGUCCGUCACCAAGACGUACCACACGCUGAAGGACCUCAUCUCGUCCAAGUUCAAGAAGGACGCCGCGGACCAGAAUGACGAGCUGAACAACGUCACGUCCAUGCUUCACCAGUCGAACUUGGAGCAGGGUCAGUCGGGAGGUCAAUCAAAUCAGCAGCAGCUGCAACAGCAACACGGUGGUAACAAUCAGACCGGAUCGUACAUGUACAGUGCCGCGUCCGAUAACAACCUGCUGCAGGCGCAGUCCAACCUGAACAUGUGGCCUUCCGGAAGUCAGGGUAACUCGCCGCUGUACUACCACAAGAAGUUUGCCGAUCCGGCCGAGGGCUACAACGCGCCGGACGGCAGUGGAGGGCUCCGAGGGCCAAAGGCUCUGUCGCAACCUCAGCUCAACAUUGGCGAGCCGGCGAGUCGGACCACGCAGCAUAAUGUGGUCAGCCUCCUGCCGGCCCCGGUCGAUGGUACCGACAGCGACGACGGAGGCUUCCGGCAGCACAGUUCCAGCCGAGCGAACAUUUCCAUGCCGAACGGCUCGGGUAGCCGAUCUACACCGCAGCAGCAACCUACGUACAUCCAGAAUUAUCGACACAAUCACGCCCAACAACAGCAACAGCAGCAGCAACAACAUCACAUGUCCUAUCAGCAGGCUCUCCACAACGCCAAACAGCGGGCCGCCCUGGAGAGCGCGUCCAACGCAAACAUACAAGUCGCUUCGUACAACACGCACACCACCGUCACGGUGGGCGAUCAUCAAACCGGAGGCCAUCAUCACCAUCAUCAGCACCAUCCGCCAGGAGAGAGCCCCGGUCACCAGAAGCAUACCAUCUCGGUAGACAUCAACAGUGUUUCGUCGGUGAACGUCUCGACGGCGGGAGAUACGCAACGGCAACAACAUCACAGCGACUCGGGCAACGAUGGGGGAGGGUUGUACGAUAAAAAUGGCAACCAUUCAUCUAACGUCGACUCCGGACGUGGCAGUUCCUCAAUGGCCACCGCCACCGGUGAGGCUGUGAUGGAGAAAAAUAAAACCAAAUCUGACAACGAAUGGAUGGACGUAGUGGACGUAGAACUGCGGAACAUCCUUGAGCCGGGCAUGAAAUCGAUGAACAUUCGACCGGAAAGUACCAUGUCAGAGAGUGCAUCCUCAAUGUCCCCUCCGCUACCGCCACUCUCUCCUCAUGAGGCAUACAACCGACACGGUUCCAAUCAACAGCAGCAGCAUCAGCAACACCAACAAUCUAUUAAUGCUCAUCCCCAAACGUCAAAGACGAAUGGUAAAAAGCAGGAGUACGGAACGGACACGUACAAUCGGGCCAGCAAAAACCCACAACCGAUCGGUCCAUCGAAGGGUCAGCCGUCGCCGAACACGAUACAGAACUACAUGAACCACCUGAAACUUUCGAGCAACAAGAAGCAUGAGCAGAAUGCUCUAAAGAAACAUCUGUUUGGACUAGACACCGAUGCCGCCUCAGUCACCAACACCACCCGCUCGCUCGACCUCGAGUCACUUCUCGGGGGUCCCUGGGACGGUGCGCAAUCGGUGUCGGAGUCGGAAACGGACGGUGGUGGCCUGCAGCAGAUUCGCAACCAACUCGAAGGCCUCGAGUCAAUGUACAGCGAGGUGCUGAAGAUGUUGGGCAACCGGAUGGUAACGAACGAAUCGGGCCUUCGGUCGAAUCGGCGCCGCCGUCAUGGUAGCAUGUCAUCGCUGCCCUCCAGCUCGAUCAGUGGCCGUCCGAUACGGGAUCGACGCAGACUGGACGAACGGCGUAAGGUGCGCGAUAUCAAGGGCAUCAACAAGCGCUUCCAGCGGCUCGAGUCGCACGUGGUAACGCUGGCCCGCAGCGUUGCCCACCUGUCCUCGGAGAUGCGCUCCCAGCAUCUAGUCUCGCAGGAGCUCGAGGAGCUAAGAAACGAUCUCGCUCUGCUGCGGUCCCAGUCCAUGCACAACCUUCAACCGCUCAAUGGCAGUGGUAAUGCGGGUAACGCGUCCUCCCGGGAACCAAUCAAUCUGACCAACCCGAGGCGGGUGAAGAAGCUCACCAAGUUCUUUGGCGAAGAUCCACCGCUGAUGAAGCUGUUCCUCAAGAAACUCGGCUAUGAGAAAUACGCUCCCAUCUUCGAGAGUGAACGUGUCGGUAUGAUCGAGCUGCCCUAUCUGGGCGAGGAGCGGCUGCAGAAGAUGGGCAUUCCGCUCGGGCCAAGACUGAGAAUCCUGCAGGAGGCACAAAUAUCGCUCUGUCGGGACACGACACUCUGCAUCGUGUGAGAAUC